CUGUGCAUUAUUUCCGAUGUUGGAGGCGGAACAAAAAUCGGAUUUUUCAAUCACUUUUUUUCUUUAAAAAGAAAUUUCCUUUGAGGGAUAUUUUCCAGUGGUUCAUUUUUCCAUCAUUAUUUAGUAUUUUCUUUACUGAGUAAAUUGCGGUACCACGAAAAGCCAAAGUAUGUUCCAGACUAUAAAGAAAUGCUAGACAAACUUCAUUGGUGAUUGGGAUGUGGAGGCGAGGAAGAAGAUUUGUGAAGAGGACAUUUGGAGGAUACAAACCCCUCACAAUAUGGGUUCUACUUGCUUUAGCUAUAUCUCUUCUACUUCUGCAUUGGAAUAGAGAUCCGAAAGGUACUCUCAAUGGAGGUAACAUAGUAUGGGAUGUUACGGAUGGAUCGAAGAGUCUUUCAGAGUCCGCCUGUGGUGUGUCAUGUUCAUGGGGACAGAAGUCAUUUUACAUCAAGACGGGGACGGAUAAAAGCGUGGGACCCACUAUAUGCUAUAAUGGGCAAAUCUACAUGAGCGAUGAGAAGAAGAAUGUUGGAAGAGGGAUCAACACACUAUUUAUUGAUGGAGACACACAUCAAGUUGUAGACAAGAAGACAUUUGACACUUACACAGAGGAGCAAUCCUUUUUGCAGUAUAUCCAGUUAGAGAUGAAAGAAAGAACUGUGGUUAUUAUGGCCAGUUUUGAUGAAAUCUCCUACUCAUUGAAGGAUGAAGCCAAGAAAUGGAUGAAGUUAAUGGGAGCAAGUCAAAUAGAAAAGGUCAAAUUCCGAGAAUCGUAUAUUUUGAUUGGUCAGCGGGGCCUUAAACAGGGUCAUGCUAUAGAGUUUGUGCAACCAAAAAAGGACGGUGAGCAGUACGCUUCAUCAUUGGUCAAAAAGGGAUGUUUUACAAUGCCACUUGGACCAGUAGAGAACAUAGCAAAACUGGUUGCUGAACUAACUGAAAUAAAAUCGGGGUCGGAACUUGUCAACUGUGAUUUAAAAACGCCGUGUGAUGGUACCCCUGUUCAGGUGUAUACAGGUGACAUGGACAACAAGAUGCCCCACAUCUGUGUCGCUGGCAGAAUGAUUAUGGAGAAGAACAUGAAUAAUGCAGGAAGAGGAAUUAAUACAGUGGUCUUACAUGGAGAUUCCAAAAAACUGAAAUUUGUGGCCAGAUUUGAUACGUAUGAACAAAACAGUACAAACAUGGAGAACCUUCUGAAGCAGCUACACGAGGGAGAUGUUGUUAUUGCGGUGGUGAACGAUGAUGGAUCCAAAAAGUUAGGACAGGGUGCAAUAAGAGAGCUCAAUGCUUUAGGCAGCAGUGCAAUACAGAACCUCAGAUUUAGAGAUGUGUGGUACUUCGUAGGUCAAAAGGGCAUUCAGGGAUUCACAGAGCUAGAGGAGAUCAGCUUUGCUACAUAUGAUGGGGACUGGCCAAAGCCUAUUAAGAAAUCACUCUGUCUUCCAAAUUCCAUUAAAGGUGUGAAGGUUGCCCCUGUUAUGAGUGGGAGUCGCAAUAUGGAGAAAAGAGAGUUCUGUAAGAAGUUUGAUGGCUACAAUGAAUUCUGUGAUGCAGAGAAAGUGGAUGAACAGCUAGAAACUGUUCCCCUCAACGACAAGUCAAAGGCAAGCAAUGAAAUCUACAAAACUCCAAUUCUGAUUAUUCCAGGCUUAGAUCACAAUGCGUUAGCGAGAACAUUAGAAACCAUUCUCAGUCAGCCGGGCCUUCGACCUGAGCUAGUGACGGUAGCCGUAGACGAACAGGCACUCGAUCACGGAGAAUUGACAGCUUUAUUUAAAUUCAAUAACAUCAGUCUUGGCACUCUACCCAGAUACGAAGAUAAAAUGAACAGUGCCAUCGAAAAAAUGUUCUCGCAAACAGAAAGUAAAUAUGUGAUUGUGAUUGAAGAAGAGAUAAUACUUCAGUCAGAUUUCCUGAACUUCAUGUCUCAGUGUCUGCCGGCCCUAGAGGCUGACAAAAGUCUGUUCGGUGUUUCAGCGUUCAAUUACAAUGGGUUUGAAACUACGUCUGGAGAUCGUGGACGGGUGAACAGAAUGGAGGAUUUUCCAGGACUAGCAUUCCUUAUCAAACGUUCCGUGUUCGAAUCACAGAUGAAAGGAGCAAUGGAUAAAUGUUGCCAGAAAAGGUCAUGGGACUCGUGGACAUUAAAAAACUCGGGUGAAAUGCUUGUACCAGAUGUGUCUCGUGUCUUCAGGCUCCCCUAUCAGUCAGCUAAUGAUGGUGAUAGCUAUUUAGAGAACUUAUUUUACCGACCCAGACUAACUGUAUCAGAGGACAUCGUAACAUUAAAGAAUGCGAAUUCCCUAACCUCUACAUUAUACGAGGAGGAGAUGGAAAAGGAAAUAAAAUCAAGCAAACACUUCCCUCUUAAAGAACUUGAAAAGUGUGGCAGCAAGCUAGAAACCAUUGAACUGCCUCAUAAAGAUGAGAGUUUCGUACUAUAUUUCACGGACAAGGACUCAAAGAGGACAGUAUUUCAUGAACUAUGCAAAUGUUUUGGACUAUAUUCAGCAGCUGGUAAACCCUUAAAAGGUCUUCACAGAGGUUCUCUUCGGUUUUACUACAGAGGAGGAACGAUUUUUCUAGUGGGUUCAAAAUCUCCAUAUUUUGAACUGAAACCAGACACAGUAAAGAUUGUGGAUAAACUUUAUUUGCAAUGAGUGUAUUGCCAUACAAUGUAGUUAGUUUGUUGAAUUAAUGGUUAUUGGUUAGUAUUGUCCAGGAAGAAUUUCAGGAAAUCAUAUAACUGUAGCCUGUUGUUUGAAGCCAGUGGGUGCUUUCAUGCAUCUGUAUUAUCGGAAAUUGUGUAGAUCAAAAGGACACGUGAUAUUUCUCUAAUACUACCUGUCUCAUUACACGCAGGUAAAAGUAAAAUUUGUUAUAGGCAUACAAAUACAUUUUACAAUUUGAGUUUUUGAGUCUCUCUUCGAAAAUGGUUUUUAUACGAUAUCUUAAUAAUUUAUAUUGUAUGUUUUGGGGCCUGUUUUAUGAAAGGUCUUGCUUGUACAUGUACCACUAAGGCCACCUGCAUUAUGUUCAGUUGGUCAAAGUUUUACCAUUUACAUGUAUCUCUAAAUUGUAUCAAAAUGUCGUAUCUACAUUUUUACUAAAUUUCUCUAGCUUUGUCAAAAAUUUGAUUAAACUUUAUAUAUAAAAAGAAGAUAAAUGCAGCGUGAAAUUGAUUGGUAUGUAAGCCACAGACCCGUUAUAAAAUGGUCUCCAGUGUGUCUUUUUUCUGUUCUGAAUAUUCGUCCAUGCAAUACCUUAUAGUGAAUUACUUUCACAGUUUUUGCGGUGUAUACUAUGAUAGUGGAAUGUACGAGUGUUUUCAUUUUCGACAUUUACAAUUCAAUGUCAUUAUUUCACAUGUACAAUCGAGUUUCUUUAAGGUUACAUGUGUGGGGUUUUGAUUUGUUUUUUUUUUUUUUACAAUUGGUACCAAAGUACAAUAUAUUGCUGAUGCAUAAAAUUCAUUGAUAUAGUGUAAAUACUAUUCCUGUACAUGUACCUAGCCUGUUUUAUUUGCAAUGCGAAAACUUUUUUUUAAAACAAGCCCUUUUCUUUUUGAAGUACAGCAUAUUUAUAAAGAAAUUGCACAUAUGAUCAGUAUUCAAUAUUUUGUCGUUGUUAAUGUCAGAGAUCAUCGUAUUGUUUUAACAUAGUUAGAAUAUUCCCUGUUAUAUUGUUACACUUGCCCUGGAUAUGUUGGAAUCAAGUCCAUACUUAGUCUAGUCAGAAUGUGUACAGUCCUCAUUUAAUGAAAUCCACUUCGUUAUUGCAAAAUUCCUAGCUGCCAUAUUUAAUUUUAUGUGUACUACAUGUAAGUGACUUUUUCUUGUAUUUUAUUUAUUUUUUUAUUGCAAUUAAUCAACGGAUUUUUCGUUAUCAUAUUAACGUGUUUUUCAUAAAAGAUGGAUAAAUAUUUAUCCGUUUAGUAGCGAAAUAUUUGUGGAUUUGUAGUAUGGUCAGCACCUACUUCCAGAUUUUUAAGAGCUUGUUUAUUCUACUUUAGGUGUUAGAAAUUAGAGUUUUCAAUCCAUUAGAACGACACGAUCGACAGCAGUUGUAUGUUUGACAACAGUUGUUUGUUUGACAACAGUUGUUUGUUUGACAGCAGUUGUUUGUUUGACAACAGUUGUAUGUUUGACAACAGUUGUAUGUUUGACAGCAGUUGUUUGUUUGACAACAGUUGUAUGUUUGACAGCAGUUGUUUGUUUGACAACAGUUGCGAAGAAGAGGUUAUUACUGGAUUAGUUGUGUAUUUGAUUGCUCUAUUACAACUAUUAUGGCACUUGGUACAUAUACACCUUUUUAAAAAGAUAAUGAAAACGGAAACUAAAUCAAUGUUUUUAUUAAGUGAAAUGAAUACCAUUCACCAACUGGAAUGUAAUUUAUUCCUAUGAAUUGUCAAAUCCCAAACAGUGUGGGGUAUACAUGUAUUAGAUAAUAGAAAAUUUACAAGUCCCUUAUCUUUUCAUAAAGUCCCAUAUUUUUUCUUACAACGCCCAGUAAUUAGAGAUUCGGGGGUAUAAAGUUUUUGGUCUAUCUGUUUGUGUCCGCAAAACUUUAACCUUGCUCAUAAUGAAUGGAUGGUGAUAGGGCUUCCAUAUUUCACGUGUGUAUUUCAUGUCAUAAACCCUUUCUUUUGGUACCAAAUAUUUGACCGUCGUGUGUCCUUCACCUUGGAGUUUGACAUACUUUUGAAAAACUUAACCUAGGUCAUAACUUUUGAAUGUUAAGGGAUCCAGCUUUCAUAUUUCACAUGUGUAUUCCUAUUGAUAAGACCUAUCUUUAUGUAACAAAUUGUUUUACCUCGUGACCUUUGAGUUUGAUAUUCUUUUGAAAAACUUAAUCCCGGCCUUAACUUUUAAAUGCUUAGUGAUAGGUCUUUCAUAUUUCAGAUUUGUAUUAAUUUUGACAAGACCUUUUCUUUGGUAUCAAAAGUUUGACCUUGAACAGGGUUCGCUGUUUAUAAAUUCUUUAACGUCCCGCUCUAGAAUUUUUCACUCACAUGGAGACAUCAACAUUCCUGAUGAAGGGCUGCAAAAUUUAGUCCUAUGCUCAGCGCUUUUGGCCUUUGAGCAGGGAGGGAUCUUUAUCGUGCCAUACCUUCUGUGACACGGGGCCUCGUUGUGUGUGGUCUCAUCCGAAGGACCGCCUCAUUUAUUCUCCUCUUACGACAAGCAAGGGAUACUGAGGACCUGUGAUUAUAUGGAUCCCCAUGGAAAACCUUGAAACAGAACAGUGAGUUUGACCAUCUUUUUCUUAGGUCAUAAAUUUGGAAUGGUUAGAGAUGUGGUAUUCAUAUUUCACAUGUGCAUUCCUUGUGGCAAGACCUUUCUUUGGGUACCAUAUUUACUUUACUGUCGUGCAGGGGGCAUCAGUAUUUCCUAAAUACAGUAAAGGAACACUAAAGAACCCUCACUGCUCAAUGGCCGUAAGCGCUGAGCAGAUGCCUAAAUUCGAAGUCCUUCGCCGGUCUUGGAGACGUCUCCAUAUGAGUGAAAAAUUCUCGAAUGAUUCAUUGUUUGAUGUUUUACGAGACUUUUAACAAGAUACAAUCAAUCAUUCAUAAACACAACUUGUUAGUAAUAUUUGUUUUUUGUAUCUAUUAGAACCAAAAUAAGCAACAGCAAAAAUAUAUAUCAACCCCUGCGACCAUUUCUUUAAGUUUAUUAUGUUAAGCAGAUUCAAAUUUAAAGGUACCUGUAGUUUUUCCCUCCGGGAUUGUAUUGUGCUAUAUGCCAAGAUGGUGAUAUUUGGCUUAUUCUGUUAUAAAAUUCACUGGAGAGUUUUCACUUUCAAGAAAUGCCUAUAAAGUAUCAAAAACGAGGGCAGAUUUGAUAUACCCUGCAAGUAGAAAUGCAAAAAGAAUCGCCCGUAAACGUGAUGCAUAUGUAUUUGUUUUACCUUUAGAAUAGAAUGUAAGAAAUGUUUCCUUAAUGAUUGGAUGAACAUCGGACGCAUCAUUGUUGUUGUGUGAUAGUAUGCACUUGUAGUACGAGUUCUUGUAAUGUCAAGAUAGCAGAAUGAUCAAUAGAAAAAAAGAUCUCCAUUAAAAAGGUGUUCGAGGUUAUGUACAGAUUGUUUAUGCAGCUAAUGAGAGUAGUUAGCGGAAGUGAAUGGUUAAACAUUGUUUGUUAUUGAUCGUUAAAGUUGUGUUGAACGAAGACAUUCCAUGAACAAAAUUAGCAAUAUAAACAUAAAUGUGGUAUAUGUACAUUGGUUACUUAAUCCAAUAUUUUCCUCCGUAUGGAUUUUGCUAUGCUUUGACGAAAAUAUUUGUAUUGUAAUUAGAAAUAUUAAUAUUUGUAUUGUAAUUAGAAAUAUUAAUAUUUCAUGUUUUUCUAUCUCUCUGAGAUAUUGUAUGUCCAAUUUAGAUGAGUUAAUGUAUACUUAGAUCAACUUACUUGUUUGAAUUACUAGUAAUGUAUACGUAUAUUUUGACGAUCCAAGUGACUUUCUUAUUUGAGUAAAACUAGUUUAUACCUAUGUGAGAUGUUUGAUUUAUCUGUGUUGAGAAUCUUUAAUUGAUUAUAAUAAAGGAUGAUGUUAAUUUGA
This is a messenger RNA of Ostrea edulis (European flat oyster), 6567 nucleotides long. Its product is annotated as protein O-linked-mannose beta-1,2-N-acetylglucosaminyltransferase 1-like. The transcript has 27 exons. Gene Ontology annotation, cellular component: Golgi membrane. The record is from RefSeq and is a predicted model, not a curated record. Bases 219 to 2666 code for a protein of 815 amino acids. Gene Ontology annotation, molecular function: beta-1,3-galactosyl-O-glycosyl-glycoprotein beta-1,3-N-acetylglucosaminyltransferase activity. Gene Ontology annotation, biological process: protein O-linked glycosylation via N-acetylgalactosamine. NCBI's taxonomy places the organism in Eukaryota, Metazoa, Mollusca, Bivalvia, Ostreida, Ostreidae.